Messenger RNA from Pyricularia grisea, 2014 nucleotides. RefSeq lists its product as uncharacterized. The transcript is spliced from 3 exons. The coding region runs from base 569 to 1240 and encodes 223 amino acids. NCBI's taxonomy places the organism in Eukaryota, Fungi, Ascomycota, Sordariomycetes, Magnaporthales, Pyriculariaceae. The record is from RefSeq and is a predicted model, not a curated record.
CCAUCUGUUGUUCCCGGUAGUAGUCGAUCUGCGGGGAAACAAAAGACCGGCGUCACUUGCCGAUGCGGGGUUUGGGGACGGUAAAAGAACCCCCCAGACAAGUCUUGCCGCUCGAUUUUCAGCUGCGGAAUAAUUUUUUGAUGGCUCGCAGAUGUGCAGUACCGAAACAUUGUUGUCAGUUGUAGAAAGCUCAAAAAAAUCCGGGGUUUGAGUGGACUCGAUCCAAUAAAAGGCCUCUCUCUUUGCAGCUCUACUGGGCAUAGCGUUGUACUCAUAUUUUGGUUUCCCCAAAUACUCCACAGGCCGGCUUAUUGGGGUGCAGGCUAUUCUUCUUGGCACCUUUCUCGGCUCGCCGGCUGUAUACUUCCAAACCCCCGGAAAGCGGCGUACAUUGAACGUAUUGCCCAAGAGCACUUUCUUUUAAAGAGCCGCUCAUAUGAUGGCAACCUCCCCAGAAUAUCCAGGUUUGUAAUUUUCCCCUUGUCUCUCAGUUCCACCCUCUAGCCCCCUUCAGCUUGCAUCCUCAUCCCCUAAACAAACCGCCCCACAAUCUUCUGACGAAAAGAAAAUGCGUCUAUUAACCCACCUUGCACUACUCGUAGCCGGCAGCAGCGCGGCAGCCGCACACGUGGCACCGCGGCAAGACGCCACUGGGCCGCCCGAGACGCCGACGCCGACGGUCAGCACGUCCACCAACAGCUCCAACGCGACGUGGGAGCAGGUCUUGGACCGGUUCCCGGCGGGCUCGCUGUCCGCCACGACGGCGCUGCCCGUGCCGGCGCUGACGGUGGACUUUCGCCUCCAGGUGGACCUGAACCCCAAGAUCGCUUUGGGUAAGGGGGUUUGGGGCGAGCGCAACUGGAUCAGCUUCAAGGGUGGGCAGUGGAGCGCCACGUGGGGGAACGGGACGGUCGAGCCUGGCGGUCAAGACGCCCAGCUCCUGGUCGAGAACAAGGCCACCUUUGUCGACACGCAGUACCUCCUGAAGACGGGUGAUGAGAAGCCGGCGUACAUCAUGGUGAGGACGCAAGGGUGGCGGACGGGCCCUCCUGACGUGCUCGAGAAGCUUCUGGACCCCGUCGAGGGCGACAAGAUGCCGGCGUCGGCCUACCGCUUCCGGCUGACUAUCAAACUGGAGACGGGGGACCCGCGCUAUCUCUGGGUCAACGAGGGCAUGUGGAUUGGCAGUGGGAUACGGAGGGGUUCUGAGGUCAUCUACGACGGCUACAGGCUACUGUAGUUCGGCGAUGAGUCGGUAGCUGGGGAGGAAGCGCAAAGACCACUAGCAGAUAACAUUGCGAUGUCUCUUUUCCUUGGAGGCUGCAUCAACAUACGCCGGAGAGACCCCAACCAACGAAAUCGCAGCUCCAGAGUCAUGAUGGAGGGGCUACUUCAGCUUGCAUCCCAUAUUGGCAACUCAACAAGCAGAGAUGUAUUACAAAUGUCACGUGGCGGUGGUCCGGAUAAGAUGCUAGUGGCGCGGACAAUUACGAAUCAAGUAGUGUCCCCCAUCUGUUCGGCCCGCGUUCAUUGGUGCCUUGGCAGACGGGCCAUCAAGAAGUCACGGACGGACAGGUCGUUCGCCUCCGGCUGACAAAAUCCCCGCGUGAUGUUUGCGUCGUACUCGCGUCAACCCAGGACCCCGUCCAUUUACAAGGAAUUGGUUCAUCGCACGAUCGGACAGCGUCAUUGCAUUUGUCACAGUCUCCGGGUUCUGAUAUGAAAUACUCUUCUUAGCCUUCGUGGGGGGAUAUAUAUCUGGAGUCCGAGUCACGCUUGCAACGGAGCCGGGGAGCGGACCACUAAAAUCGCUAGCCCUCGCCCGGUGUACUACUAUAUGUCAAUAUCAAAGACAAAAAAGAACAGUACCGAUAUUCAUUCCGCGUUCAAGCAACAUCCUUUGACUACCCGCCAAAAAGUAAUAAGCAUGCGUCAUGACAUGAAGUUUAACAGUUUGACUGCUCGAACGAUCCGUCGCCCCUUGCCGCGAGGAAGGAGUUUUCAUGACUUAGUC